Rattus norvegicus (Norway rat) is the source of this 2122-nucleotide messenger RNA. RefSeq names its product HemK methyltransferase 1, mitochondrial release factors N(5)-glutamine (gene Hemk1). Lineage: Eukaryota; Metazoa; Chordata; Mammalia; Rodentia; Muridae. The record is from RefSeq and is a predicted model, not a curated record. Gene Ontology annotation, molecular function: peptide chain release factor N(5)-glutamine methyltransferase activity; N-methyltransferase activity; S-adenosylmethionine-dependent methyltransferase activity.
AAAUAAUCUGACUCUCCAAGCACACGUGGGUGACACCCUCGCGGUUUAUUUUUUGCCCACACACCGCCCGAGCUGGAUAUGUAAACGUUUGCUUCAAGCAAUCAACGCAGGCUGGAGUCAUAUCUCGGCUGCGAUCUUAAGGAAAACUAGUGGGUCUGGGACCCUACAGAGCACCUCUCACAUCCCUGCACUUUCCCUUAGUGGGGCUGCAGGUGGCGGUCAGUUGAGUUUCCUCAGCAACCCACAAUCUUCAGAGGGGAACCUGGUCACUGUAGGAACCCUAGACCAGGGAAACGCGAUUCACCGGAGCUCUUUCUCAACUGCACCGAGGCGGAAGCAAGGUGCUGAGGGAAUGCACUGGGUGGAGAGAGGGCGCGCUCAUUUGAAUCGCUGAUAAUGUCCUCGUGGAUUUGGCUGUGUAAAGACUUCGAGAUUUGGUUCCUUCCGGAUCUGGGUACAGGUGGACCCAGUUGCUUCAGGAGUCUGGCAGAGCCGGAUUUGUGUUCUGCCCGGGAAAUUUUCUACCCGAGUUACCGUGGGCAAGUUGCUUCCCUCUUGUGGACCCCUGUCUCAGGAUGUGGCAGUUCGAAGGUUCUCAGCAAAUGUUGACAGCAACAUCUUAGAAACAAAACGAUGGAGAACUGGAACCCAUGACUGAUUCUUCUUCACCCAGCUCAGGGAUCAUUCCCAGCCCCUACCUCAGUGACUGAUAGCACAAGAGAGACUCAGGAGCUUGGAAAGCUUUCUCCAAGAAUGAAGUUCUGGGGACAAAUACUUUGGACCCUUCUAUCUGGUCCCCGAGGAAGGAGGGGAGCCCCCCAGGGCUGGGCCUUUAACUCAUGGAAGACUUAUUCAUCUCCAGCUGGGCUGUCGAGUGCCACAGGGAUAGUCAACCACUGGACACGGGUCUUUGAGGAAAGAGGCAUCCCAGAGGCCCGGGAAUCCAGUGAGUACAUCGUGGCUCAUGUCCUUGGAGCCAAAACAUUUCAGAGCCUGAGACCAGCACUUUGGACCAAACCAUUGACCCCUCAACAGCUGGAGUGCAUCCAGGAGCUGUGUAACCAUAGAUUACAAAGGAUGCCGGUGCAGUAUAUCCUUGGGGAAUGGGACUUUCAGGGGCUCAAUCUGAAGAUGGCACCCCCAGUGUUCAUUCCUCGGCCAGAGACAGAAGAACUGGUUGAAUGGGUUUUAGAGGAAGUGGCCCAGAGGCCCCCUGCAGUGAGAGCCCAAGAUGGUCCCCUCAUUCUGGAGGUGGGCUGUGGAUCAGGAGCCAUUGCUCUCAGCCUGCUGAGCCAGCUCCCUAAGACUCAAGUCAUUGCUGUGGAUAAGGAAGAAGCUGCAGUGAGUCUGACCCUUGAGAAUGCUCAGAGGCUUCAGCUGCAGGACAGGAUUCGGAUUAUCCACCUUGAUAUAACCUCAGAGGGGUGCUGCACACACCUCUUACCCUGGGGCCCCAUGGACUUGGUGGUGAGCAACCCUCCCUACAUCUUCCGCAAGGACAUGGAACAGCUGGCUCCCGAGAUCCGCAGUUACGAAGAUCUGGUGGCACUGGAUGGUGGUGACGAAGGCAUGGACAUCAUCACCCACAUCUUGACCUUGGCACCCUGGCUCUUGAAUGCCUCUGGAAGCAUCUUUUUAGAAGUGGACCCAAGACACCCAGAGCUUGUCAGCAGUUGGCUUCAGAGCCAGCCUGACCUGCACCUUAGUCUUGUGGGUGUCCGUGAAGACUUCUGCGGGAGACCCCGGUUCCUGCAUGUCCAGAAGUCUGCACCAUAGUGUGGCUACUCUGUGAACACCUGGCCAGGAUGCUAGCCUGCUGGGUGCCUGACUCACCCUGCAUGGAGUGCUGCCCAGGGGGAGGUGUACAACGCUUUCCUGAACCCCUGGCACGGCCCAUGGUUCUGUGAUUCCCCAUCAUGGAUAUUUCUAGGAGACUCAGAAACACAGAUGGAGAGUUCUUCUGGGUCAGCAAAGAACAGAGACUCAAGAGCUGGGUUUCCAGCCGAGCUCUGUCACCUCAGUGUAGCAGGCUACUUGGUAUUCCUCUUGGUGAAAUUGCUGUGUAGAUGUUGGGAAGUGUGGCAAGUAAGGUAUUGAGAGAGCAAUAAAUGGUGAACCAGUA